AAGAAAUACAAUUCACUUCCAUACAUCACUAAAGAGAGUAAUAUGAUUUCUGACAAAAGAACAACAAUCAAAAUUGUAGUUGUUGUUCUUCUUUUAUGUGUGUUUGUUUCAGGAGAUGCAGAAGUGAGAUGCAUUGAGAGUGAGAGAGAAGCUCUUCUAAGCUUCAAGAAUGGCCUCAUCGAUGAGCAUGGUAUUCUUUCAUCGUGGCGAAGCGACGAAUGCUGCGAAUGGCAUGGUGUUGAGUGCAGCAACACCACUGGCCAUGUCAUCACCCUCCAACUUAAUUCACAUUAUUCUGCAAAGUUGAGAGGUAAGAUUGGCUCUUCAUUGCUUGAGUUGGAUCAUUUAAAUCAUCUUGACCUCAGUCAUAAUGAUUUUGGAGGCAUUCCGAUCCCAAAAUUCAUUGGUUCCAUGAAACAAUUACGACACUUGUCUCUUGAGUUUUGUUAUUUUAGUGGGAUUAUUCCUCCUCAGUUAGGGAAACUUACCAACCUACGCUCACUUGACCUUAGUUGGAAUGAAUUCGGAGAAAUUCCCAUCCCACAAUUCAUUGGUUCCAUGAACCAAUUACAACACUUGUCUCUUCAAUUCUCUAUGUUUUCUGGGAGCAUUCCUCCUCAGUUAGGGAACCUUACCAACCUACGUUCACUUGACCUUAGUCAGAAUGAUUUUGGAGGCAUUCCGAUCCCACAAUUCAUUGGUUCCAUGAAACAAUUACAACAUCUAUACCUUGGGGGUUGUAACUUUUCUGGGAGUAUUCCUCCUCAGUUGGGGAAUCUUACCAACCUACGCUUACUUGACGUCUCAUUCAACUCUUUGUGUUGUGUAUCUCUAUCUCAACUUGGUAUUGUAUUUAAAUCACUCAAAAUACUAGACUUGUCCAAUAAUCAUCUCAACGGAUCAAUGCCGGACCUGAGAGCAUUUCCUUCAUUGACAAAAUUGGACCUUUCAAACAAUAACUUUACCGGUUCCAUACCCGUAACUAUUGGCCAUCUCUCCAAGCUUCAAGAUCUAGAUCUUUCACAAAAUUCUUUCAAAGGUUCAGUUCCUCUAAGCAUUGGCCAACUCUCAAAUCUUCAAAGUCUAUAUCUUUCUCAUAAUUCUUUGGAAGGUUUAGUCUCUGAAUCCCACUUCUCCAAGCUUGAUAAGUUAAAGUCACUAGAUCUAUCCUUCAAUUCAUUCAUCUUGGAUAUUCCCUCUAAUUGGACUCCUCCUUUUCAGUUGGAUAAAUUGAAUUUAGCCUGGUGUAAAGUGGGCCCAUAUUUCCCAAAAUGGCUCCAAAGUCAGAGGAAUUUGACGUACCUUAAUCUCAAUGGCACCAAUAUAACAGAUGAAGUCCCUUGGUGGUUGUGGAGUACGUCUCCUUCGUUACAAUACUUAUUUCUCUCCAACAAUCAAAUAAGUGGCACAGUUCCGAAUCUCUUAUCCACCUCCAUUAGGUAUAUGGAUCUCAGUUACAAUCAAUUCCGAGGUCCUAUACCAUUAUUUCCUGUCAAUGCUUCGCACAUUCAGCUGAAUGGAAAUAUGUUCUCGGGUUCAAUUUCAUCUCUUUGCAAAACUCCCCAUGAUUAUCUCGAAUACUUUGAACUAUCAAACAAUCAGUUGACAGGAGAGGUUCCCAACUGUUGGGACAAAAUGCCAAGCUUGAGAUACCUCAAUUUGGCUAACAAUGGUUUUUUGGGUGAAAUUCCUUCCUCUUUCGGCAACUUAAAAGAAUUACUUGGACUCCUGUUGCAUAGUAAUGGCUUUUCUGGUUUGUUGCCAUACAAUUUGAGACAAUGCCAAGAAUUGACAAUCAUUGAUAUUGGAAGAAACAAGCUAACAGGAGAGAUCCCUACUUGGAUUGGCAUGCUGUAUCAAAUGCAAUUUCUAAACUUUCGUGGAAAUAAAUUGCAUGGCAGUAUUCCUCCCGAGAUAUGCAAUCUUACUAAUAUUCAAGUUCUAGAUUUAUCGAUAAACAAUCUGUCUUCGAUAAUACCUGAUUGCUUCGACAAUUUCACUCUCUUGGCAAGUGAGAGUAUCAGUGACACAUAUGCUUACGUAGGUACUAUUGGUACACAGUUUGGAGGCUACGAAACAUGGGAGUAUGAAUAUUCCUCAUUUCAAUGGAAAGGUAAGGAAUCAGAAUACAGGAAAAAUCUCGGGCUUCUCAAACUCAUUGAUCUUUCAAGCAAUAGAUUGACUGGGAACAUUCCCAAGUCAUUUUCCAGUAUGAGCAAUUUAAAUUCCUUGAAUCUUUCAAGAAAUAGUUUGACGGGUCAUAUUAUUCCAGACAUUGGUAAAAUGGAGAUACUAGAUUCUCUUGAUCUAUCUCAUAACCGGCUCUCGGGCAAGAUACCUCUAGGUUUGACAAAAAUAUACACUCUUGGUGUUCUUGAUUUGUCGAACAACAAUUUGGCUGGAAAAAUUCCAACGAGUACACAACUUCAAAGCUUCAAUGCAUCGUCUUAUGCCGGGAAUGAUGGACUUUGUGGCAACCCUCUACCGAUGUGCAUUGAAGGUAGCUUGAGGCCAUCCACCACUAAUCCGAUGGAUAACAUGAAUGAGAAAGACGGCAGCUACUUCUCAUUUAUGCAAGAAGUUGGGAUAUCAAUGGGCUUUGGUUUUAUCUUUGGAUUUUGGGGAGUUAUUGGCUCAUUCCUACUGAAGAAAUCAUGGAGAGUUGCAUUCUCUAACUUGUUGGAUGCUGUUGGAGAUUGGUUUUAUGUCAAGAUUGUUGUGGUUGUAUCCAAAUGGAGACGAAGCUGAAAUACAGCGGUGAAGGCACUUUAACAUUCAAUUAAGGUCGAACUCAUGGCUUGUUCUCAAUCUCUAAUUUUUUUAUGAAUUGCGGCAAUGUACUUUCACUUUGUUUCAGUUUCUUGCUUUCAUUUGUAAACUUUAUAUUUGUGUGUAUUUGUUUUUU
Molecule: messenger RNA, 2905 nt
Organism: Salvia hispanica
Lineage: Eukaryota; Viridiplantae; Streptophyta; Magnoliopsida; Lamiales; Lamiaceae
Product: receptor-like protein EIX2
Molecular function (GO): protein binding
Source: RefSeq, a predicted model, not a curated record